AUCUCCUAGUGUAUGAAUACAUUAGCUUACACAUAAAAGCACAAAAGAUGUUGCUAUCCCCCCAUUGUACCCCACCAAUCCAAAUUAAAAGGAUUAUUAAUAAUCACCCACUAAUGCAAUUGCUCUUUUCUUAUAUAUCAUUUGUUGGGGCCUCCAUGUUUGAGAGAGAGCAUACACAUUACACACACAUAUCUUGAGUAGAAGAGAGUGGGAUCUCUUAGAUUUGAGACUAAAGAGCCAUCACCACCACCAAUUCACCAAACACAAACAUCAUCAUCAAUCAUCAAUUAUCAUAUCAGAUUCAUUCAAAGUAUAAAGAAAAUGCACGCCAAAACAGACUCAGAGGUGACGAGCCUGGACGCAUCUUCCACCACCAGGUCCCCACGGCGGCCGGCGUACUACGUUCAGAGCCCCUCCCACGAUGGAGAGAAGACGACGACGUCGUUCCACUCCACCCCAGUUAUCAGCCCCAUGGGUUCCCCUCCUCACUCUCACUCCUCCUCAAGCCGCUUCUCUGGUUCACGCAAGAUGAACCAUCACAACCACCGUAACAACAGCACCAAGCCAUGGAAGGAUAUCGAUGUCAUUGAAGAAGAAGGCCUUCUCCAAUCUCAAGACCAUGACUACACUCGCUCUCGCCGAUUCUAUUUCUUCGCUUUCAUUCUCGGCUUCUUCCUCCUCUUCUCUCUCUUCGCUCUCAUCCUCUGGGGUGCUAGCAGGCCCAUGAAACCCAAAAUCUUCGUCAAGAGCAUAAAAUUUGAGCAUCUCAGAGUUCAAGCUGGUUCUGACGCCACAGGAGUGGCCACUGAUAUGAUCACCAUGAAUUCCACAGUGAGAUUCACGUACCGCAACACUGGCACAUUCUUUGGUGUUCAUGUCUCAUCAACACCUUUAGAUCUAUCCUAUUCAGAGAUUGUAAUUGCCACUGGGAAUGUGAAGCAGUUUUAUCAAUCAAGGAAGAGUCAGAGAGUGGUGAGUGUGUCAGUGAUGGGGAGCAAGAUCCCUCUGUAUGGAAGUGGUUCAAGCUUGAGCAGCACAACGGGUAUGCCCACGGUGCCAGUGCCAUUGAAAUUGAGCUUUGUGAUUCGAUCUAGAGCUUAUGUGCUUGGUAAAUUGGUGAAGCCAAAGUAUUACAAGAGGAUUGAGUGUUCCAUCACUUUGGAUCCACAGAAGAUAAAUGCUAUAGUUUCCCUGAAGAAAUCUUGCAAAUAUGAUUGAGUGUGUGUGAAUAGAAGAAAGGAAUAAUCAAGAGGCACAUGGAAAUGACUGAGAAUAAAAAAAUGAUACUAUUACUUUAUUAUGAUGAUGGUAAUAAAUGAUUCAUUAGUUUUUUGGUUGAGGAAAGAAAGAAAGAAAGAAAUGAAGUGAGGAUACAGCUCAUAGGAUUGGAAGAACGCGUUUGUUGUUUUGGCUGCUGAUGUAAUGAAACAACACACCAGAUCCGAGAAAGAUAAAGACAGCAUGUUGGGUUUUGGUAGAAACUUGUGAAGCUGUGUUACCUUUUAUUUUGAUUUUGUGCCACACAAUGUGAAAGUAAGAAGAACAAUAGUGUAUUAUUCAAUAUAAAUAUUGUAAUUCCAUAAUUAUAGUGUAAUUAUAGCCGACAAA
Messenger RNA from Lotus japonicus, 1608 nucleotides. RefSeq lists its product as uncharacterized. NCBI's taxonomy places the organism in Eukaryota, Viridiplantae, Streptophyta, Magnoliopsida, Fabales, Fabaceae. The transcript is spliced from 3 exons. Bases 322 to 1218 code for a protein of 298 amino acids. The record is from RefSeq and is a predicted model, not a curated record.